Messenger RNA from Leopardus geoffroyi (Geoffroy's cat), 5071 nucleotides. It is a transcript of the gene GLCCI1, whose product is annotated as glucocorticoid induced 1. Lineage: Eukaryota; Metazoa; Chordata; Mammalia; Carnivora; Felidae. The coding region runs from base 1 to 2496 and encodes 831 amino acids. The record is from RefSeq and is a predicted model, not a curated record. Gene Ontology annotation, cellular component: cytoplasm. The transcript is spliced from 10 exons.
AUGGGUGAUGACCUCAGCAAUAAGCAGGGUCUGCAGGCCUAUCUCUUUGGGGCCCCAGCUGGAUGGGCAGGUGGAUCUCAGAGGUGGGGCCAGCCUGACUGCAGGGUGGACCCCGCAGGCCUGCCUCCCUUUACAGCCGGGAAAGGGAAUAUGCCAGCAACAUAUUCUACCCCAGCAGUCCCCCAGGAGUUAUGUGCUCCUCUCACUCCUACUCUGCAACCAAUCACUCGAGUUCUGGUGGAGAGGGGCAGAGCCAAUGGAAAUGCUCGUUGCGGCAGCUGCCGGGUCCAAGCGCCGGUAGGCGGUGUCGGGGGCGGGGUGCGGGUGGGGAAUCAGUUGCCAUUUGGAGUGAGGAGCAGGCGGAGGCGGCGGCGGCGUUUGCGGUGGCGCGGAAUCCGCGGAGAGCCAGACACCUCGAGGCCCUUUCCUCCAGCCCAGAUCCCCAGAAACAGGGGUCCGGGCCCUCCCUGCAGUUGCCAGGCGAUCCCGCGCGUGCAGCCCUGCGAGGCAGCGAGCGGCCCCCGAGGCUGCGUGAUCCGGACUGUUGCCCCUCUCCCCUGUCAGCGCGAUGCCCGGGGCGGCGGCGGCGCUGGGCUCCUCGCGGCCCCGGCCGUGACCGCCACACCGAGCCCGGCCCGGCGGUUGGGGCCGUUGGGCGUUUGUUUUCGCAGCCUUCCCCUCCCCCCUCGCCGAGGCCGCGGGGGUGCGCGUUGGGAAGGGGGAGCCAAGAGACUCCUCCUCCUCCCCGAUACCCCCGCCCCUCCCCCUUACACACUCGCACGCACUAUCGCGCCGGCUCCCACACGCUCGCGCGCCGCCCGCUCCGCGCCUCGGUGUCGGCCAGCGUCGUCCCGGGCCCGCGGAGCCACCAUGUCCACUGCCUCCUCCUCCAGUUCCUCUCAGACCCCUCAUCCCCCGCCGCAGAGGAUGCGGCGCAGCGCCGCGGGCUCCCCGCCCGCCGCCCCCUCCGCCGGUAGCGGGAACGGAGCGGGCGGCGGCAGCGUGGGUUGCGCCCCGGCUGCGGGAGCCGGCCGGCUGCUGCAGCCCAUCCGCGCCACGGUGCCCUACCAGCUCCUGCGGGGCAGCCAGCACAGUCCCACGCGCCCACCCGCCGCCGCCGCCGCCUCGCUGGGUAACCUCCCGGGGCCCGGCGCGGCCCGCGGCCCCAGUCCGCCCAGCCCGACGCUGCAGCCGGCCGCGGCCCCAACCGAGCCGACGCCGCGGGCCAAGGGCCGCCCGAGACGGUCCCCCGAGAACCACCGGAGGAGCAACUCACCUGAGAGACGGAGCCCCGGCUCGCCCGUGUGCAGAGUGGACAGGCCAAAAGCUCAGCAAGUUCGAACCUCUAGUACAAUAAGGCGAACCUCUUCUUUGGAUACGAUAACAGGACCUUAUCUCACAGGACAGUGGCCACGGGAUCCUCAUGUUCAUUACCCUUCAUGCAUGAAAGAUAAAGCUACUCAGACACCUAGUUGUUGGGCAGAAGAGGGUGCCGAAAAGAGGUCACAUCAGCGUUCUGCAUCAUGGGGGAGUGCUGAUCAACUAAAGGAGCAGAUUGCCAAACUGAGGCAGCAGCUACAACGUAGUAAACAGAGCAGUCGGCACAGUAAAGAGAAAGAGCGUCAGUCACCUCUUCCUGGCAACCAUGUAACCAUCAAUCACACUCAGGCUACUGGAUCAAGAUCAGUCCCUAUGCCACUGUCAAAUAUAUCAGUGCCAAAAUCAUCAGUUUCACGUGUGCCCUGCAAUGUAGAAGGAAUAAGUCCUGAAUUAGAAAAGGUAUUCAUUAAAGAAAAUAAUGGAAAGGAGGAAGUGUCCAAGCCUUUGGAGAUCCCAGACGGCCGAAGGGCCCCGCUCCCCGCUCACUACCGGAGCAGCAGCACCCGCAGCAUCGACACGCAGACCCCCUCCGUGCAGGAGCGCAGCAGUAGCUGCAGCAGCCAUUCUCCGUGUGUGUCUCCCUUCUGUCCCCCAGAAUCCCAGGAUGGGAGCCCUUGCUCCACAGAAGAUUUGCUCUAUGAUCGUGAUAAAGACAGUGGGAGUAGCUCACCGUUACCCAAGUACGCUUCAUCUCCCAAACCAAACAACAGCUACAUGUUCAAACGGGAGCCCCCAGAGGGAUGUGAGCGAGUGAAGGUCUUUGAGGAAAUGGCGUCUCGUCAGCCUAUCUCAGCCCCUCUCUUUUCAUGUCCUGACAAAAACAAGGUUAAUUUCAUCCCAACCGGAUCAGCUUUCUGUCCUGUAAAACUUCUAGGCCCUCUCUUACCUGCCUCCGACCUGAUGCUCAAGAACUCUCCUAACUCUGGCCAGAGCUCGGCUCUGGCCACUCUGACCGUCGAGCAGCUCUCCUCCCGAGUUUCCUUUACAUCCCUUACUGACGACACCAGCUCCGUGGGCGCCACGGAGGCCUCCGUCCAACAGCCGUCCCAGCAGCAGCUCCUGCAGGAACUGCAGGGUGAGGAACACAUCUCUGCUCAGAACUAUGUGAUCAUCUAAAGUGAAGGGAGAGCUGGCCUCUACCCUACCUUCAUGGAUUAGGAACUAGACCUCAGACAUCUUAUCUGCAUGGAGUGACAAACUUUUUGAACACCACCACCACCACCAACAGAAUACUUAUCAGCAUCAUAAAGUAUCUCUUGACACUGAUCUUGGCAGGGACGGAACUCCUAUUCAGCAGUUUUUGUGGAAAGCAGUAAUGCUUGCAAAAUGUGUGUGUCAUUCAGCAUUUUAAGUGGAGACUAUGCAUUUCAUAGUAUGUUUGACAGAGUAGUAGUGUGUCCUGUGUUUUGUUCCAAAUUCUUCAGUAUAAAUAAGCUCUAUAUCAAAAAGUUGCCUGUCUAAAUAGAAAAAUGUCUUGCUGUGUUUUGUCCUAUGGAAAAUACUGUACUUCAGGAUUAUGUUUACAAUUGAUCCAGGUGUUUGUUUCUAACUUCUGUAAUACAUACAAUGCAAAAAAAAUAAAUAAAUAAAUGGCCACAACAGUUGCACAGUGCCCACCCUAUGGCCUAGCUUCAGGUACUUCAGUUGAAGUCUAAACUCAGGUAACUUGGAAUGUAUAUCAUAUUGGGAUAUUAAAUAUUUCACAGCUAAAAAGCUAAAGAGGGAACAUCACUCUUUUGCCUUUCCUUAUUUUCUGCAUUUCCCUUUCCUCAUUACAUUCCACAUUCUUAGAAUAAGAAGUGCAUUCAACCCUAGGAGAACAAUAAUCCUGGACAUGGGUGAACAUGAGGAGAACCAGCAAAUCUGUGGUGUCUGACAUCACUUUUGUCAUGCGGUUACAAGUAACACAACUGUUGAAUCCACUGUUUCAACAUGUGUAGAUGUGGCUUUUUUUUUUUUUUUUAAACAAGUUCAGGUGUUGCUCAGUUAAUGACUGUUCUAAUGUUGCAAAUAAAGCGUCUGAUACCAGGCUGUAUGUAAACAUUCCAAUUGUGUGUAAUGGGAUUUAAAAACAAGAAAGUCUAGGUUUGAUUUCCAAACAAGUGAACUUCCCCAGGGGAUGGUGGAGAUUUCUUGUUUAUGUUGCCCAUCAGGGUCAUGAAAUGCCAUUGUUUUAGCUAAAGGCAUAUUAGUGUUCAGUUUCACUUUUGGAAAUGCUUUAAUUUGCAGGUUGAAAAAUGACACGCUUUUGGUUAAUUGUUUUCCUCAAGCACUUGAGGUGUGCGAGCCGCAUUUGUGUGGAGAGAGAGCAUGCGGGUCUCAGAUGCUGUGCACAUUAGGAAGCAGGUUCUUUGGUGACUUACAUGGCGGUCGCACACAGCUGCCUCAUUGCGUCUCUCCUCACAAUAUCAUGGAUAGUUCUGGUAGUAUUUGGGAUGUGCAAAGUAAAGCCUAUACCCAAGUAAGCAGUCUUGAACUCACAGACUUGACCCGAAUUCUCAACAGUGUGACGAGAGCCCUAGAUACUCUUGAGUGGUCAGUGGAAGAGCCCAGCUCUCAGACUUUGUUUUCUGCGGCACAAAGAGAGUAUCCUAAAGCAGAGGGAGGUUUUUGUAUUUUUAUUCCAUUGCUUCAGUUCAGUAAAACACAGAGUUGUUUCAUCUGUACCUACUACAGUAUAUGGCACAGUUUUCUUAACAGGGGAAUAGGUGCCUACAGUUAUAGGAACGUUUCAGUUCCUUUCAGUCAUUCCUCGGGAUUUCUUUGUUUUAUUUCCUAAGGAGGGUGAAGAAAAGAAGAAGUGAUAAAGAAGAAAGCAACACCAUUGAUUUUUUUUUUUUUUUUUUUUAGAAAUGGUAUAUAUAUAUGUAUAUGUUUGUGUGUGUAUGUAUUCUGUGUAUUAUUUUUUCAUGAUUCCAAUUAUCUUCUUUCCACCAAAGUUUGCAGUAAUAUUCUCUCCUGAAGGUGCAUUCUGGCUCCUUUAAAUUAGUCAGUGUUAUAUUGUAGGAGACUGUCAUGGAAAAGGACUCAGUUUACUUUUGCCAUUUUCACAGGGGAACCUUUUAAAACAAUCUCUUCAGCAGCAGACACCUUUAACCCUAAUAAUCUCAGGCCUUGAUGAAAAUACUAUAUUUUGUAGAUUAUGGUUAAAGGGAGAAAAUUAUUCUGUAAGAUAAAUAUGAGCUCCAUUAACUUCUGAUAUCUGGUUUAGCAUUACAUAAUGUAUUGAUCUUAUGCUCUGCUUUUGUCCAAAUAAGAUGCAAUAGUAUCAAUAUCAAUUUCUGAAAGAUGGACUGAAUGCUUUUUUGGUGAUGAAAUCUGAUGUACGAUAUUUAUAGUGACAUGUGCUUUUAUUUUCUCAUGAGAAACUAAAUAUUAAUUGUGUUGUACAUUUGUUCUUAGCAUAUAUUAAAGUUCCGAACCAAAUGUGUUAAAGCUUAUGCUUUGCCAUGUAAAUUUCCCAGAAGUUGUUGAGCUCAAAUGUAUCCUACAUCCAGCUGUAGAAAUUUGUCAGAAAUUGUUUAAAUUUUGUACAUAGUUGUACUGUUUAAUUCUAGCCACUGCGCUGAACAGUAUUCGAGUUACCAUACAAUAUGGCUUUACACAAGGAAAUGUGUGGCUUUUGUUUUGUAUUUUUUCAGUAUAGAAGUUCCUGUGUCUUAUUUAAAUAAAGUUAUUAGUAAAACCAGAA